AUGAACAUCACUGAGCAAUCAACUCGAGCUGGAUCUCAGCCGCCCGAGGCUGUCCGGGUGGUAUGCCUUUGCAGGACAUGCAGCACGGCAAGCUAUGUCGACGCCGGUGGCAAAACACAAUCAGGCCGUCUUGUGCAUCCUAACACUCGCCGGGCACAUUUGCUAAAGGAUCACGAAGCCCUCCGAGGUGCAUUGGAAGCUGUCGAUAAUUCUGAGGUCAGCGGAGGGCCACUCUCUGAAACUGAGCCUGUGAAGCCAGAUAUGCAUAGAGGAUGGGCUCAGGCUAGGGACACAGGUAUGCUCAUAAUUACUAUUCGGUGCCCUGGCUUAAUUUUUCAUAUAGAAUUCGACCAACAGAGCUCACCUAUCAUCACACUUGCCCUCACACUUGCCGCCUGGCUUCACAUUUGCUGUGGCUUGAGCCGGCGAGCCUCAACCGUGGUACUGAAAGUCAUCCACAUCAUUUUCCUCAUGGCUUCCCAGCUUGCGCUCACCAUCUCAGUGGCGCCUGAAUCAGCAGUGCCUAAACUCAACUUGAAGGAUGACAUACGCUCUGCUCUGUCCGCCUUGUCCAUUGAGCCUGUUCUAUUCCGGUCUGUCUGCUGUCCAAAGUGUUUUGCGCAGUAUCCGGUGGAUCAUUGUCCUGAAUCUUGCCAACGUCGGGAGACACGCCGAAGUAAGCCUUGUGGUGAAGCUCUAUGGACUGUACGUCAUGGGAGUAAUGCUGGACCUCAUCCUUGUCCUCGAUGGCUGUACACUACUCAGUCGUUCGAGGCAUGGCUUACAUGGUUCUUAUCACGCCCUGGAAUAGAAGAUCUGAUUGAGGAGUCAUACACGAGUCAGCCAUCCCCUGAUGGGAUCAUGUACAGCAUACGAGACAGCCCGGCAUGGCAAAGCUUUGGUUCCUUCACAUCAACUCGGGGGAAUCUCGUUUUCAGCUUCUUCAUAGACUGGUUCAAUCCCUUGACAAAUAAGAUUGCAGGCAAGAAGAUAUCCACUGGUGCAAUCAUGCUAUUCUGUCUGAAUCUUCCGGAACAUCUGCAGUGGGCUCCAGAAAAUAUGUUCUUUGCUGGCAUCACACCACCGCCAAAUGAGCCGAGUGUCACGACCAUCACACAUGUUGCCGAUCCCGUCAUUGACCAGCUUGCUGAUUUCUAUACCGGAAAGCUGAUACCCACCUACAAGCAUCCGCAUGGCUCCUUGACUCGAGCUGGAGUAAUGCCAUUCAUCGGCGACAUUGUGGCUAUCCGUAAAGGUGCUGGCUUUGCAUCUCACAGUGCCGAGCCAUUCUGUUCCUUCUGUCCGCUGCGAAGGAGUGAAAUUGAGUCUCUAGAUCUUGCAAGCUGGGGAACACGGACUGGUGCAGAGGUACGAAUGGCUGCUGGUCUUUGGCGAGAUGCACAGACAAAGGCCGAGAGGAAGCGACUCUUUUCUCAGUAUGGAGUCCGAUGGUCUGCCCUUCACAAACUAUUCUACCGAAACCCCGUCCAACAUACUGUCCUCGGCGUAAUGCAUAAUUGGAUGGAGGGUAUUCUCCAGCAUCAUGCUCGUAGGAAAUGGGGGAUAGGUGUUGAAUCCGGGCCCAGUGGUGAUGACAAGGAGGACCUGGGCAUAGCAGCAUCAGCCCCAGGCCCUGCCGAUUUUAUGGAUAUUGACACAGAGGACUUAUCAGCUGAAGUGGAUGCCCUACUCGAAGACAGCAUCAACCACUAUGACUUACCGCUCUCUGAGAAGCGGGCAACCGGCCCUGUCCAAUUUCGCAUUGACAGUAGUGGAGAAGAGAGCAGCGAUGAUGACUUCAUACAGCCAGACGAUGAAUCCGAUAGCGACGAUGACUCUUCGACAGGUCCAUCUGAACCUGGAAAUCAUCUUACCUGUGAAUUUAAUCCAACUAACCUCUCAAAGAUCCGGGCUUGCAUUGGUGAUAUUGUUCUCCCUACUUGGGUAGAGAGACCUCCAAGAAACCUCGGCGACAAAUCACAUGGGAAACUGAAAGCUGAUAAUUGGUUCAUUCUGUUCUCGGUUAUCCUCCCUAUGGUCCUGGUGGAGAUGUGGUCUUCAGGGCAGCAGACUGCUCGACACAAAACACUGCUCGACAACUUCUAUGACCUAGUGACUUGUACGAACAUUGUUGGGUCUUUCUCAACUUCAAAUGCCGCUGCAGAUAGGUACACGGAACACUACAUCCGCUAUCGGUCAUCACUUCAAAAGUUAUACCCGCAUUCAGGAUCUGUUCCGAACCAUCAUUACGCUAUGCAUAAUGGUGAAAUGCUGAAGUUCUGGGGACCACUAAUGUCGCUUAGUGAAUUCCCGUAUGAACGCCACAAUGGCAGACUCCAGAAAAUCAAGACAAAUGGACAUAUGGGUGGGUAUCCCAUAUCUCGGCUCGACUUUGAAUCUGGGAAACAUCACUGA
Gloeophyllum trabeum ATCC 11539 is the source of this 2415-nucleotide messenger RNA. RefSeq lists its product as uncharacterized. The coding region runs from base 1 to 2415 and encodes 804 amino acids. Lineage: Eukaryota; Fungi; Basidiomycota; Agaricomycetes; Gloeophyllales; Gloeophyllaceae. The transcript is spliced from 2 exons. The record is from RefSeq and is a predicted model, not a curated record.